AUGUAGAACUUCAUAUCUAGAUCAACUAGAACUAAUACUAAUGAUUUUGCACAUCGUCGUGAAGAUAGCUACGAUUUCCAUGAGUUUAAGAAUUUAGCUUAAAGUUUAAUAUGUACUCAACAUUAAAAAGAAUGGAAUCAUCAACCAAGGCUAACAUAAAUACUUCUCAAUUAAAAUUUAACUGUCAUGUUCGAUGGUUAAAUUAUCAAAGAAUAAUGUACCUUAUAUCCUAAUGUUCUUAAAAUCAAUACUCAUUACAUUCAGCUUUCACAAUAUUAAAUCAAGAGGAAACAAUUGAUUCACAAUAAUAAAAAAUGUUAUCUCCUCCUACUUGGAAAUGACAUUAUGCUAUUCUUUAGCAGUUUCGAUAUUCAGAAACAUUGGUAUAAUUAGAUUAAGCAAUUUUGCAUUAUGAAAAACUUACUAGUCAAAUAUCGUCUUUAGGAACAGCUAUUUCAAGAUUUCUACUCUAUCAUUAAAAAAAAAGUAACUAAAUCUUUAAAUCUAAGAAUCGAUAAUAGUUUUCUGCCUAUAUAAUUAAUAAGCAACAACCCUAUCUAGAUCAUACGUUUGGCUUAUUACAUGAAAGCAAGAAUCAUUCAAUCCUCAAAAUAAGAAGAAUCUAUGAAGAUACCAAUAAUUACGUCAUGAUUACUGAAAGAUUCGAAGGUGAACCAGUCUUUAAUUUCUUAUUAGAGAAUAUAUAGUUUAUGGAAGUUUAAGUUGCUACAGUAUCAUUUUAUCUUAUUUUUAGUUGAUUUAUUAGAUCUUACUUUUGUUGCGCUAUUUAAAUGAACACUAGGCUUAUCAUGGUAAUAUUAAUGCCUUAAAUAUAUUAAUCAAUAGAGAAAGUUAAUCAUUAGAGAUUGCUGUUAUUGGUUUUAUAUACUAUGUAAUAAAUAACUUAACUUCUUUAGCCUUUCAAAUAAGGAGAUGAUAUUAAUGAAUAUUUAAAAUGGGUUAAUUUAAAUAAAUAUUAUUGGAGUGGUUUUGAAGAAAACUAAAUACCAGGAAUACAUUCUGAUCUCUAUCAAUUAGGAGUUUUACUUUAUAUCAUUACAUUUUAUACAAAAAUAAAUCAAGAUUUGAAAGUACGCAAAUUAAUAAUAAAAGCGAAAAAGUGACCCUUACAAACUGUUUUAAAAGUAUAUGAAGGAAUUAGUAAUAAAAUAUGAACUAAUCGAUGAAACAAUUGAUGUCUUAACAUGUUGAAUAUUAAUAUUUUAUUUAGAGAUGAAGACCCCAGAUUCAUAAUUUAUACACAUAUUUUCAUCAAGUCAAUUGGAUCUGAUAAAAAAGUUAUUAUCAAAUUGCUCAUUGUCUGAUGCUCUAACACAUUAAUGGUUUGUAAAUGCAAAACAAAAAGCUAAGCCACACAAUUAACGUUAAGGGUUGCCAACUCUAAAGACUAUAAUUGAAUUGAAAGAAGCUAGUGAUGGUGAAGCAAGUAAAUCAUAAACAAAAAGAUUCAGUAUAUAGAGUGAUCUUUAUGAUUCAAGUAACAAUAAAAUUGUGAUUAUUAAGUGGAUGAGUGUCCAACAGUCUCAUAUUUAAUGCGCAACAUCUUAGAUUAUGAAAAGGCGCCAUGUAAAACUCAUCAUUCCUGA
Paramecium sonneborni is the source of this 1607-nucleotide messenger RNA. Lineage: Eukaryota; Ciliophora; Oligohymenophorea; Peniculida; Parameciidae. The record is from the annotation of a GenBank genome assembly.